AAAAGUGAUAUUUAUUCAGAGAUAUUAAGAUGGUUUUAAUGGAAAUCGUUUGUAUAUAUUUAAUUCGAUAUUAUGACGAUAUUAUCGAGCCAUGUAUUUCAAUUCGUAUAAACAUUCUAACCGUCUCUAUACAAUACUGUACGCAUUGAAAUUAUUCGAAAUUAACAGAGGUUUAAAUUAUCGUACAGUUCCUGGUUCUAUAUGCAACGCGUUACGAUGCUUCAUGAUGUCAAUGCAAAAAAUAACGUAUUCAAUUCGCCUAGCAGCUUAUUCCUGUUCGAACUUUAAUAAGCCAAGUAUAAAAUGCUAAUAAGUAUUAAUGUUGCUAAGUAUUAAUGUUCACCGAAUGUUUUCGCAAAUGAUUCGACUGCACAAUGAAAUACAAGGUCAGCAUUAUUAUCGUUUGGAAAUCAUCGAUUCGAUUAGCUGAUGUACUAUGCAGCUCAUAGGGAAGGAUACUCGAAAUAGGGCCAUCUCCGUUUCUUUCUCGUUCACAGUCAGAUAAAUUUUUUGUAUAAUUAUGGAGAAAGCGGGAGAAAGUUUUCUAUGUCUCUCGACAUUCAACUUUAUCCGGCGCGAUACAAGCGAGCCCACUUCUUCAAAGACUGUUCUCGGCUCGACACGUGCGCUAUAAUUUUCGAACGAUCUCUCGAUCGUUUAUCGAUCGGUCGAUUCCUACGGAGUUCCAUGAUUUAUGACCCAGCGUUUUCGAGAAAGAAGUUUCGAGGCUGGUGUUCGAUUCACCUGUAAAUUUCGCGCGAGCUUCAAUUCGCGCGAUCGCGUUUGAACCGACUGCGCGUCGUCGAAUUCAUCGAAACACGAGAAGAGUUCAUUAAAAUGCUACGUUGACGUGCAGUGUCAGAACUUCACAAUCGAUAUAUCAGCGGGAGGGCUAAUAAGGCAGUCAAAAAAUUUGUUUUCUGGAGAUAAUAAUUAACUAUGGACACGAAGGAUUUCAUUGACUUCGGAAAGGCUGUUAUCGAUUUUGUGGCAAACUAUACCGAGACCAUAAGAGAUAGAAAUGUUCUUCCGGAUGUCGAGCCGGGUUAUCUCAGUGAAUUGUUACCGGAGGAGGCACCUGAAAAAGCAGAAACUUGGCAAGAAGUGUUGGAUGAUGUACAGAAGUACAUUAUGCCGGGGGUGACUCAUUGGAACUCGCCUCAUUUCCAUGCGUUUUACCCAACGGCAAACUCUUAUCCCGCUCUUGUCGGAGACAUCGUGUGCAGUGGAAUCAGUUGCAUCGGAUUUUCAUGGCUCGCCUCGCCUGCAUGCACCGAGCUUGAAGUCAUUACGAUGAACUGGCUCGGAAAAUUAAUUGGAUUACCAAAGGAGUUCCUGAAUUGCGACGAAGGUCCCGGUGGAGGCAUUAUACAGGGAUCAGCAAGCGAAGUUACCUUCUUAUGUUUAUUAGCAGCAAAGGAACAAACAACACGUCGCAUAAAACAGCUUCAUCCUGAGUGGGACGAAAGCUUCAUCAAAUCGAAAUUAGUUGCAUACACGUCUGAUCAGUCGAAUUCAUCGGUUGAAAAGGCAGGGAUAUUGGCGUCGGUGCCGAUGAAACUUUUGCCAACCGACGAAAAAUGCUCUCUUCGAGGUGAAACAUUACUGAAAGUAAUCGAAGACGACUUGGAGAAAGGUCUGAUACCAUGUUAUGCGGUGGCCACUUUGGGUACCACUGGCACCUGUGCUUUCGAUAACCUUGAGGAAUUGGGUCCCAUAUGCAACGAACACAACGUAUGGUUCCACGUAGACGCCGCUUAUGCAGGUGCCGCAUUCGUAUGUCCCGAGUAUCGACAUUUAAUGUCCGGCGUCGAGUAUGCCGAUUCUUUCAAUAUGAAUCCACAUAAAUGGCUCCUUGUAAAUUUCGAUUGUUCAGCGCUUUGGGUGAGGGACUCUAGACGACUGAUCGAAUCGUUUAGCGUAGAUAGAAUUUAUUUAGCUCACGACAAACAAGGAUUAGCUCCAGAUUAUAGGAAUUGGCAGAUUCCUUUGGGACGGCGUUUCCGUUCCUUGAAACUGUGGUUCGUCCUGCGACUUUAUGGUGUUGAAGGACUGCAGGAGCACAUAAGGCGGACAUUACGAUUAGCACAAAUGUUUGAGCAGUAUGUCAAGUCCGAUAAUCGAUUUGAAUUGGUGAUCGCGAGAUCCAUGGGUUUGAUUUGUUUCAGACUGAAGGGCGAUGACAAAUUGACCAAGGAGUUAUUAAGCCGUUUGACAGUCGAGAAGAAAAUUUAUGUGGUACCAGCGACGUUUCGCGAGAAGUUAAUCGUUCGUUUCGUAGUGUGCAGCAGAUUGAGCCGAGAAGAGGACAUUGCGUUUGCGUGGAACGAGAUUACGAAACAGGCAACGGAAAUUUUAAGAUCGCCAGAGGAGCCAUUAAUAUCUUCCGCGAAAUCUGCCACUGAAAUUGCGACGAGGAUAGAACGUAUGAAUUUGGAAACGAAAUCGCCAAAAAUAUCGUAAUAUUCGUUCAUUUAAAUUUCAUUGCAAAUAUGGAGCACAGAUGAUUGUUGCUGCUUCUGCUAUAAGGCACAGGGUAAAAUCAGGCACGUAUUAUCUGCCCAUGAAAGUACAAUAACAAGAAAGUAUAACAGGCGCUAUCUAUGCGAAACAGCUGGAAACUGCCACCAAAUUUAAUUCUGUUAAAAAUAUCAGAUGGGAUCACUGUACAUUUUUAAAGUAUAUUAGGUUUAUGACCAGUGGUGCCAUAUAUUGACUGAAUUAGUAUUAAGUUUGGUAGAUGUUCUCAGCCAUUUCGCCUAGAUGCCGCGUAUUAUUCUUUCUCAGAAAACAUUUGCAGUUGGUAAAUUUGUUUAACAGUUUAAGCGUUCUGUCAAAUUGUUAAAUGGCGCUGUACCGAAAAAAUUUCAAGAUUUUGCCAUGAGAGACGCUGCCGUUUGUUGCCAGGAGCAGAUUAUUCGGGUCGGAAUGUAGAUUGUGUUUUAUUGUAAAAGCGGCAAGAAUCAUCUGUUCACUAUAUAUAUAUAUAUAUACACAAACAAAUUUUUGUUGGAUGAAGCUAAUGCAGUAGAGUCUCCUGAAAAUGUCUGUAUAUUCAAAAUGUUUAACAGAAAUGUAGAACUUUAGUUGAAUUGAAAUUAAUGUGUCGGAUGAUUAGAGGCAUUCUGGAUAAUCGGAGCUCUACAUUAAAUUAAUCGUGCAGUAGAAUCUGUAGAUUAUCUUCCUUUUGCUAAGAGUUUCUUUAUUCGAAACGGUAGAACAUAGUUCUAUUACGUUCACAGUGUUAUAUAGGUGUAUAAUUAGCAGCGAAGUACGAAGUACUUUUCAGAAAAAUUCUUUCUACUUUUGUAUAUUUACAAACUUAAAAACUACAGAUUUUACACUUACAAUUAGGUUUAAUAAAUAAUUCGUGUUUUAAGAUCGAAAAGAACGAAAUUGUGCGUAAUGUAACUUAAGUAUUGUACACUGUAAUAUCAUAAGGAAAUGAUUUUGCAGAGUAAUGUUCAAAAUAAAUUCUAACUGUAUUCUUUCA
This is a messenger RNA of Megalopta genalis, 3493 nucleotides long. RefSeq names its product aromatic-L-amino-acid decarboxylase. Lineage: Eukaryota; Metazoa; Arthropoda; Insecta; Hymenoptera; Halictidae. Gene Ontology annotation, cellular component: cytoplasm. The record is from RefSeq and is a predicted model, not a curated record. Gene Ontology annotation, molecular function: pyridoxal phosphate binding; aromatic-L-amino-acid decarboxylase activity. Gene Ontology annotation, biological process: catecholamine metabolic process; amino acid metabolic process; carboxylic acid metabolic process.